This is a messenger RNA of Cololabis saira (Pacific saury), 1518 nucleotides long. RefSeq lists its product as uncharacterized. The transcript is spliced from 10 exons. The record is from RefSeq and is a predicted model, not a curated record. Lineage: Eukaryota; Metazoa; Chordata; Actinopteri; Beloniformes; Belonidae. The coding region runs from base 259 to 1374 and encodes 371 amino acids.
AGAAGCUGAGUCCACUUCCUUAAACAGGCAUCGUGCACCAGGAGAUACAAAGUCUUUAACAUCCUGUAGGGGGCUUGAUUGGAGGUUUUCACCAAUGACGUUAUCAUUUAUCAAAAGUCUUGUCUUGCGUUAGUAUGUAGGUCACAUGAUUUGGUUCAGGUUAUAUGUCAUCGUUUAGUCAGCCUGAUCAUAAAUCAUCAUGGCUGCCAGUGGUGCAGGACCUGCUUCCCAGAGGUGGCACUGACUGAGGCAGCUGCAAUGAAGAUGGUCCUCCUCGUCUUCCUCCUUACACUCAUUGCAGCUGCAUGUCCACUAAUGGUUAAGGAGAAAUAUGUGAAAGCAGGUGACAUGCUGGUGCUGUACUGCGGUGAGGAACAAUGUAAGAACGGUGAUUCAGUAACAGUCUGGAAGAAGGACACGGACCAGGAGACGUUUCUGUUCAACACGUCUGCAGCUGAGCAGAAGCACAUGGGCAUCCUGGUUUUUGGAAACUGCUUCAUGAUUCUCAACGCAUCUGCAAACCAUCAGGGGAAUUACUCGUGUGAUUCUCGCAGGAAGACCAACAGGCAUAUGGAGUUCAUGGUGACCGUGUACACAGCCCAGUCGAAACAGUAUGAAGAGAGGAACCAGUACCCGAUGACAUGUUGCAAGCAGCAUUCCUGCACAUUAGACUGUCCUCAUGACCUUGCUGUAGAUGCCCCCAAUAUCACAAGCAGAUGCAUCACAUGGGAAAGGGAUGGUGAGCCUUCUCCGUCUUACUUCCCAAGUGUUGGAGAAAAACAUCAUGGUGUCUACACUUGCACAAGGCCUUACUUGUACGCUGGUCAAAUCUACAAUAGGACCUUCAUAGUGCCCCUCAAUGUGAAAGAAGAGGUUUGGGAAAAAUCACAAAUCACUUCACCACAAGACAAACAAGUAUUUCAAGUAGACUUGGGCACAACAGGGGUAAUUAAUUGCGAAGCCAUCACCGAUUCCUGUGAUAAUCUUCUUUUUUGGCUGAGUAACGGCUCAUUCGUGGCAGACGACAACUCAACUCGUGUUUUCAACAAUGACACCUGUAACAUUGAUACUAAAAGGAUGAGAGCAUCUUUAGUCAUCAGAGAGGUGUCAGAAGAGGAUCUGUCCAAGAAUUACACCUGUAAACUUCAAUCUAGCGACGAACAAUGGGUUACCAUAACCCUCACCCAAAAUGCUCGCACUUCCCACACAUCCCUGGUUGUGUGUGCAGUUGUCGUCGUAGUGGUGAUGGUUGUGGCGGUAGUUGUUAUCUAUGUGAAGUUUAAAGAUGACGUCAUCCUUUUCCUAAGAAACGCUCCUGGUUGGCGACGCAGUGGCUCGGCUCUUCAUAUCUUGGACCAGAAUCUCACUUACUGAGCGUCAUUCAUAAAGCCCCUGUGGAGCGACAAACUCUCCUGUUUUUCAUCAUCACUGAGCAGACAGAGGCGUCUACAUCAUCUGCAUUUCCAGAGGCUUUGCACCUUCCUAGCAUAGCUGGAGAUGUGCCAUCUGGCGCGUCAG